Messenger RNA from Vollenhovia emeryi, 7414 nucleotides. RefSeq names its product potassium voltage-gated channel subfamily KQT member 1 (gene KCNQ). The transcript has 14 exons. Gene Ontology annotation, biological process: potassium ion transport; transmembrane transport. Gene Ontology annotation, molecular function: voltage-gated potassium channel activity. The record is from RefSeq and is a predicted model, not a curated record. Gene Ontology annotation, cellular component: membrane. NCBI's taxonomy places the organism in Eukaryota, Metazoa, Arthropoda, Insecta, Hymenoptera, Formicidae. The coding region runs from base 1888 to 3783 and encodes 631 amino acids.
AUAUUUUUCUGUGUGCACUUUUGUAUAAUUUUUAUUUUCAAAAAACUUGUGCCCAACUUGCUUUCGAGUAAAUCGAAUCAAUUGAACGUCUCAUUAAUGAAAAAAUGCCACCUAUUGCGUGACAUUAAAUCGAUUGUAUCGAUAGAAAGGCUGGAUAGAAGCGUGCGGCGAUCUUUUUGCGAUCUGUCAUCGUCGGUCAAUUUGACAUCAGUUUACACUCAAGCGGUUUUUUUUCUCCUCGCAGCGGCGUCGCCAAUCAAGGCUGCGACAGCGUGAACUUAGUUCCGAACUUGCGAGGCCGCGUUUCGACCUCGUCGACGAUCGAUAUUUUAAACCAUAUCGAUAAGCGGAAACGCCGCGCGCGCGCUUAAACGUAACAUCAGUAUGACGUCACGUAUUCCCGGCUCGCGGUGUCCUCGCAAGUAAAACCGCAUGACCGAGCACGAUCUAUAAUCACCAGCCGUUCCGUCGCGGCCAGUUUGUAACGGGGAGGCUCGCCGGGACGGCAUGUAGUCGCGCCGACCCCGCUUUACCCCGCGCGUCCACACGAAUUACGAAUUACGAUUCGUAUUCGCGACUCGGAUAAUCCUGUGUAUAGAGCCACCCGGCAGGUUGGCAGGACUGACCAUGUAGAUUGAAGCGCGAUCCUCCUCGGGGGACUCGGAAAGUGCUGUACGUAUUCCUGGCGACACGUGUGCCUCUGCCAAAAGAAAAGGUGCGUUACCUUCGUUGCGUCCGGCGGGAGAAGCGGAAGGAGCAAAUCUCGCGGCGCUUUUCCUACAAUUCUAACGAAAUGACGUUCGCGAGCGCGUUUUGAAUACGCGAGGCGUGGAGGGAAUAGAAAGGGGAGCGCGCGCGGUCGAUUAUCUUUCAUCCCGCAAAUGAAGAGGCGAUUGUAUCGCGGAGGCAAUUUGCGUUUCGUAUAAACGCGCACGUAAAUUCGGGGUAAAAUUUGGGGAGUAUCGUCGCCGUCUCGACCACCGACAGCUUACGGAUUCUCGAUCGGCGAAACUUUGGCGGGUCCGCUCUAUCGUUACGGCGGAGCGAAGGUAGUUAGUAGUCGAGCCCCGGUUUGCGCCACCCUUGGCGCGGACUACGUGCCGGCACGUGCGCGGUGCGGCAGGGCGCGCGUGCUACUCUCCCGUGUCAGAUUCGCUCGUCCGCCGCGCCGCAUGCCGCAGGGACCGGAGUCAAUGCCGUCGGGCAUCGCACGGACUCCGUGGCCGGUAAACAGUUGGUAAACGGCGACGAUUGACGGCGCUCCUCGAACCUGGAGGAAUACGAGGUGAACUCCGCUCCGAGAGCCCAGUGAGAGGCGCGCGCGCGCUCGAGCGCGCGCGCGAGAGAGCGCGCGAUAAGCGAGAGACACGUGUCGUUUGCAUGCGCCUAACAUACGUUAUCGCGCUGCCGUUAUCGCGCGACGAGUGAGCGUGCGAAUGCUCGCUCGCCCGCGACUUGGUGAAAACGCGGCUCGAAUCGAUGCCGCCGCGCCGCGAGUCGGAGCCGCGAGCGCCGAGGAGCUGCUAGCAACGACGGCGUCUCACCACGAGGACCACCAGUUCAAUCUCGGCAGUGGGCACGAGUUCCCGGAGCCUGCCGGAGCACUUUCGAUUCCUCUCGCAACAGGACGAAAGUAGACGGCAAUUAAGGAGGCCCUACCUGACGCACGCUGGAGAAUCGUGCGAACUUGGUGACCUGGGCAUGGUUUUAGUUGUGACGGCGGGGCGAUGACGCUCAAUCACCGUCCGCCGUCAUCAGCAGGAGUCCCUCAGGACUCGCCCAGCUUCCUGCUCCCGGUCCCGGUCCCAAUCCCGGUCACCGACGAUUGCCACUAUCCGGCGAGGAACAUCGUGAAAAGCCGCGCAACUGUUGCAGCCGGGAGAAGAUAUGAGAGACCGCCCUCAUCAUUACCGCGAUCACGGACACGCGAUGCCGCUCGAGGAGGCACAAGGGUUGUUACUUCCACCCUCCAGAAUAGGUAACCGGGGACCUCUGAAUGUGACGAUUGUACAGGUUGGCAGAGGAAAUGGAGGAGGUGGAGAUGGCGGAAGUGAUUUACUGAGAUUGGAACCGCCACCGGAUUUAAGACCGGCCCCGUCGCCCCUAUCUGACACCAGUGCUACCUUGCAGUCUGACAACAAUGACACUUUGGUUGGCGGUGUCGAUCCAAGGCUAUUGCUGGGAACUGGUGGUGAUCGCAAUACCUGGGAAGGUCGCUACCGCGUCAAGGAACAUCGACGUGCUGGGAAAGCCACUUUCCAGGGUCAAGUUUACAACUUCCUGGAGCGUCCUACCGGUUGGAAGUGCUUCCUGUACCACUUCUCUGUGUUCAUGGUGGUAUUGGUGUGCCUCAUAUUUAGCGUUUUGUCAACGAUAGACCAAUACAGUAACUUCGCAAACGAAACUCUGUUUUGGAUGGAAAUAUGUCUCGUGGUAUUCUUUGGAGUCGAAUAUCUGGUACGACUAUGGAGCGCGGGUUGCAGAUCGAAGUAUAUGGGCUGCUGUGGACGGCUGCGAUUCAUACGGAAACCGAUUUGUAUCAUAGAUUUAAUUGUCGUAGUAGCGUCCAUGGUAGUCUUGUCGGUAGGAAGCAACGGUCAGGUAUUUGCCACUUCCGCUAUCAGAGGCAUUCGUUUUCUGCAAAUUCUGCGAAUGCUUCAUGUCGAUCGUCAAGGUGGCACGUGGCGGCUCCUGGGUUCAGUGGUUUACAUACAUCGUCAGGAGUUGAUUACAACGCUGUACAUUGGGUUCCUAGGCCUUAUUUUCAGCAGCUAUUUCGUGUACCUCGCCGAAAAAGAUGCAGUUGGACCCAACGGCAAAACGGACUUCUCGAGUUAUGCCGAUGCGCUUUGGUGGGGAGUGAUAACGGUAACGACGAUAGGUUACGGUGACACAGUUCCGCAAACGUGGAUGGGAAAAAUAGUGGCCUCGUGCUUCAGCGUAUUCGCCAUAUCUUUUUUCGCACUUCCAGCUGGUAUUCUAGGUUCUGGCUUUGCGCUAAAGGUACAGCAGAAGCAACGGCAAAAGCACUUUAAUCGGCAAAUACCAGCUGCCGCAAUGUUGAUACAGUGUCUGUGGAGGUGUUAUGCCUCUGAUAAGGCCAUCAAUAGUGUCGCUACGUGGAAUAUCUACAUCAAGGACCCGGCGCCGACUGGCCAGCCUUCGACACCCCUGGGCAAGGUAACGUUUCCCGUUUGCAAAUUUAGCGAAGACCGAAGUAGCCGUACUUAUGGAUGGAUGCAAGCGGAGAAUGCAAAUUUUUUGCUCGAUGUUCUCAAUGUGCCGUUAUUUACCGCCGAAAAUCCAAAUGAUUUUGUUUUCUCCUCCAUGUUGCUAGUCACGUUACCCUUCCUCCCCGUUGCAAUUUGUCAAUCUGAGUUUCGCAUUUUGUCGCUUUUCAGACUGACAGAGGCGCACCGGAACGCCAUUCGGGCGAUCAGGAAGAUCAAGUACUUCGUGGCUCGCAGAAAGUUUCAACAGGCACGGAAACCGUAUGACGUCCGUGACGUCAUCGAGCAAUACAGCCAAGGUCAUCUAAAUAUGAUGGUGCGGAUUAAGGAGUUGCAGAGGAGAUUGGAUCAGACCCUGGGUAAACCGGGGAGCUACCUGGCGGGAAUCGACCGGGCUGGCAACGUGAAACCCAUGACGAUUGGCGCGCGUUUAUACCGAGUGGAGCAGCAGCUGUCGGUGAUGGACAAGAAGUUGGAUCAGUUGGUAUAUGUGUUAAAUGCGGUAGCGCAGAAACAGCAGAUACCUCUGCGUAGCAUAGAGGACGAUGUGUAACAGAGAGCCCCCGGCGAACUCGUGCAAUCUGUUUUACAAUCAUCCGCGGUUCCACGGAUUCUGCCUCGCGUUACUAUAACCACGGUAACGCCAAAUAUGUUCAGCGAGGGCUCCUAACAUGGGAGAUGGCACCCGCCCGAUUGUGCUGUCCCGAGCAUGUCCGGAAAGUACAAAUAUCAUAGCGAAUGCUGUUCGACUCCAUUCUCGAGAGAUUGCGAUCGGAAGACGAAACCGAAGAGACCGCUAUUAGUAUUGGCAAUUUUGGCGACCCUUACAACUAUUGUACAUUGUAGUCACAGAGGUCCAUUCUUACUUCCUCGAUCUUAUAACUCGAUGGAAUUACAAUCGUCGCCAUCACUGCCAACGCUAUCGCGUGUCUCAUUAACGGAAGAACGAUAUCUCCGCGAAAGGAAUACGUUGUUGACUCGAGGCUGAGAGGAGUCCUCGAGUGUAAACGCAAACGACGAAGUCAAACGCACAGGAUGGAUAAUCGAAUCAAUGAUAAUCGAAUCAGGCGUAGAGCCAGGGCAUAGAACCACCACCGUAGAUCGCGGUUGCUGUAUACGCGAAGUGAUAUAUUUCGUCGCACAGAGGCGAAAAUAUCGCCGAGAUCGAUCUUGUCGUCAGGAAGAAAGAAAGGAUCAUCGACUCUGUUCCAUCUUUUCAGCUCGCCGAAAUGGAUAAAUGCCAAUGGGAACAUCACUCGGGCCAACUAGAAGUAAUAAGGAGGAACAAUAAGCAACACUGAACUUCCUAGAGCAGAUUUUAAUUAAACUGUCAUAGACUGUCGAUCGUUCUGCCGGUCGGCUGAUCGUUCGUGAAGGGGCGGAACCGCUUAUCGGUCCCAAUGCGAUUCCAACGGUUCUGCAGGGUUUACAAUUUCAAAUUGUGGUUCCGUUUUGUUUUCGACUCUCGACACGGAGGUCUCGCAAAAGUAGAACCAGUUCAGGACUGUCGCUCGCGGAGUGUUUCCAGUUUCGAUUUCGCGAGCGCGCGCUCUCUCGAUUUAUUUCUAUCCCGACUUUAAUUCUUCGGCCUAGCACAAAUAUAGAUACUCGGAGAUAAGCCCGCUUCAAGCCCACGUAUACGAUUUCUCCAUCGUCUUUUCUUUUUCUUUUUUACGGCAUUGCCCGAUCGCACUUGCCUGCAGCGCUUGUUCCUAAAGAGCAAUACGUCUACGUAGAAUUUAGAUACCGCGUGCUGCUCCGUGAAUUCGCGAUAUGCAAUAUGUACGUAUCCAUAAUAUUAGUCUUCGAUACACGCGUGAGAACGUUUUAACGAAUUAUAAGGAUACGCCUCGAGAACGGAGAUAGGGCGAAAGGGAAAAGUGUAUAUAUCGUGUGGAGGCGUGUCACUCUCUUGUGCAUAUAAAUACAAUUUAUAUUUUAUACGUACAUUAUUUAUGGAACAUUUUAAGAUCGGAGACGUGGCACCACGAUCUUGAACCCCGCGCGUGACUCACCGCGUUACAAAGCUCUCUUACUUAUUGUUAGGAUCAAAGCCACGAACCGCGACGCGGCACGGAACUCUCAGACGAGCAAUCUAACAAUUUUUUCUUAAAUUAGAUUGAUCGAACCGACACAAGGGAUAGUUGCAGUUCUUAUGAUUUCUCGACUGCCAAAACUAGAUCUAAACGAGACGAGCAAUACAAUGUUAAUAAGUUCAGAUAGACGGAUUCGCGUCGCCUCGCGACUUGCGGUUUUGUCGUCGAUCGAUUAACGGCCAGUCUUUCGCGGGCGGGAGAGCGUUCUUUGCCAGGUGGACCUAUCGCACUUAAUAUAUCUAUCACCUCUUAUAUAUAUAUUAUAUAUAUUAUUAUGUACAUAUAUACAGUUGAGGAUAGAUUUAGCAACUUUCUUAAACCGAGCGGCUUCUAAGAGUAUUUUUAAUCACACAGAGAGAGACAUAUUAUAUGUAUACAUAUACAUUAUAUAUACAUUAUAUACAUACAUAUAUAAUAUAAAUGAAUAUAUAUAUAUAUACAUAGGUGUAGGGUCCAAAAUUAUACACAUUUUACAAGACUUUCUCGUGAACCAAAACACCACGCUUUACUGCUGCAAUGGACGCGGUGCUUGAUUCGAGUCGAUCAAUUCGUUGCAUCAGCGGGAUAUACAUAUAUAUUUCGCCGGUCGAGCACACUUGAUAUUAUGUGCACUGUGUCUACUUCGUUUUACGCGUGUAAACAUUACAAAACUUGUCUCUACACUUAUUUUUAUACCGUAAUAUUUUUGUAUCGUACCAGUUUCCUUCGUAUUUUUUCAUGCUGGAUGUACAUAUAUGUGGUAUUACAUACGCGUAGUAUUGUACAAAAUAAUUUUUCAUUUAUGUUUAAUGCUCAAUUGUUCUUGAAUCAAGCACAAUCUCCAUCGAUUAUAAUAAAAUGGUAGUCAAGUAUCGAUAACUUUGAGGAAGCGGAAUUUAACAAAUUAGCCUGUCCUCGAGGAGGACAGGUACGUUUUAAAUAAUGUGCUGUUAUCAAACUUUGCCCGUUUGCUACCAAACGCGUUGCUGACUUUUAAUUUUCGACAAGUAUAUAAUGAAUACUCAAGAAACCCUCCAAUUUUGAUAAUACUAAUCGAAUAAUGUAUCGAAUACUCAGCAGACUUUUGACAAUUUUACACGGUCCUACGUGUAUCUCGAUCAAUUUUUUUAAAUCGAAUCUCGCGAUGCUUGGCCAUCAGUUUAUUGUAAGUGUGUAUCUCAUCGAAAUAUGUGAAGAAAGUGCACUGGAAAAAGUAAGCAAAAUACUCUAUAAAACACGCUUUAGCCUAUACGUGCGUACGAGCACACUCUACGGUGCCUCUCACUUAAUUUACUCCACUUUAACACAAUCGAGUAUAUAAUAAAACUUACGAUAAUGUAUAGAUCAUAAAUGAUUAUAUAUAUAUACAUAGAUAACGGCAAUGCGACUACAUGUUAUAGCUCUUGCGAUACGUGAUGGCGCGGCGUGACGAAGAAUUUUUCAUUUAUCUGACAAUUGUAAAAUAUGUUCAUAUUUUCAAUUUCGUCUUGUUCGACUCUCGCAAAACUGCGAACUUGUCAAGUUUACCUGUUCGAGUGGUUUAAACAGAUAAUGGAAAAUUCAUUGUACAGCGCGCGCGUAAAGAGACCUGAGCAUCGGUGAGAAAGAGCACGUGCACGAUGAACGAAAUUUAGGUAUUAUACAAUCAUGAGUAGGUAGAAGUGGUUAUCAUUCUAGAAGUAGAGACAAUCAAUAAACGUCAUCAACGUGGCGUUAUAUGAAAAUCAAAUUUCCUUUCUACCAUUUCGCGAUCUACCGAAUGGCAUUCUCGAUGUAAACGAUUUAGUCAACGAAGUACAUAAAAUAAGUUGAUGAAUUCCAUUUAUAAAUACGUAGAGAUCGAAGAUAUUCAAUGACCUCUCUAAGCACAUUGUUAUUUCGUUAUAUGUGUAAAUUAUCAUUCCGAUGUUAUUGUUCGUACAACUGGAGAAAAGGUGAUGUAUAAAUCGAAAAUGUAGAAAAACAUUUUUCUAUAAAAUUUUAUUGUUCUACAUUUCGGAUUUAUUUCUCUAUGCGGAACGACCUCUCUUUCCCAGUUGUCGCUGGGCAAUAACUCUCUAAUUACUUUGUACGAAAUAUAUUUUUUUGUGGAAGGAGCUCAAAUAUAUA